Messenger RNA from Acanthosepion pharaonis, 846 nucleotides. The record is from the annotation of a GenBank genome assembly. Lineage: Eukaryota; Metazoa; Mollusca; Cephalopoda; Sepiida; Sepiidae.
AUGCCUGCUGCUGAUUGGCCCAUUCAUGCUCCGGGGUCAUGCGAGAUCAUGUGUGAACGACGGUGGGGGUGUCACGUGUUCGCGCAUCAAGCAUCCCAAAUGGACUACACUCAAAAAACCUACAUAUCUUUUAUAAGGUUUGUUUUUACCAAAUUGGCUAAAAUACCGCCUAAAAGAAGAAAACUUUUUGGACGGCGCACGGCUGCUGCCUUCGCUACAAGAGCAGCAAGAGCAAGUGAAACCACAGAGCAAACUUCGUUACGCCUUUCUCAGAUGGCCUCACGCUCUGCUGCCUGCGUCUUCACGGAAACUACUGCUGAAUGGACUGAAAGGCUGGCAUCAGUAGCAUCAGUUAUGUCAUCACGACGCGCUAGACUUUCAACUGAAGAGCGUUUAGUACAGAAUUCACAGGACGCAAUAUGCGUUUCUAGGGCCAGGGCUUCCGAGUCCCCAGCACAGACAAUCCUUCGACGUUCAAAGAAUACCACCGUUACAGCUUGUUCUAGAGCUUUAGAAAGCCCUGAACAGACCACUUCGCGUCGUCUUAGGAAUGCUAGGGCAACGGCAUCUUCCAGGGUUUCGGAACCACCUCAACAAACCGCUAUUCGUCGUUUAAGAAAUGCCAGUACUACUGCGUCUGCCAGAGCUUUAGAAAGUCCUGUGCUGACCGCUAAUUGGCGUUUGAGGAAUUUCAGAUAUACUGCGUCUGCCAGAGCUUCAGAAAGCCCUGGGGUACGGCUAGCACGGCUCAACAACAAUGACCAAAUCGCAAGGACAGACGCUCAGCGUCGCGGUGUAUUAAAUCUAUCUAUCUAUCUAUCUAUCUAUCUAUCUAUCUAUCUAUAA